Pimephales promelas (fathead minnow) is the source of this 4070-nucleotide messenger RNA. NCBI's taxonomy places the organism in Eukaryota, Metazoa, Chordata, Actinopteri, Cypriniformes, Leuciscidae. The record is from RefSeq and is a predicted model, not a curated record.
CAUUGCUGGCUUGCAUUCGCAAACAUGCACACUCACACACAUGCGCGCAGACCGCUGUUCUGACACAGACACCGAGCCACUGCAGAUCUUUGCUGAGGAUGUGCUCUAGAUGAUUGACAGAGAUUAUGGAGACAAAGAAUAUGAGAGAAUGAGACAAAUAGAUUAAAAAAGGAAUUCAGUGAAGGAUGCAGCCGUGGUCUCUAAGGGCACAGAGCUUGUGGUUGGCCAUGAACGUAGAGUCACGACGAGGUGUACCUGACUCAGAAUAAACCAGACUGGGAGUCAAUAGGAGGUCCAACUUUAAUCCAAGCUGGGGUUUGGCCUAUAACAUUAAUGAUUAGAGUACUGUUGUGUAUUAGACUUUAAGAUGGUUAAUGAGAGAUUGAAAUCCUAUCUGGAGCCUGUGCGGCUGUUAUUUUAUUCCAAGGAAGAAGGUUGCGCUCAACCCUUCUGAAUAUUUUAGUGAAUGAGGAACCUAUUGAACGGAGUUCGGCUGGCAGUGCUGGAGAAUUUAGGUGUUCAUGGCUAGAACAGAGACAUUUGUGUCCGUCACUUAAGUUCCUCAAAAACUCCUGACUUGUUCACACAGAUGCAGUAAUUUGGUGGGGAGAAGUAAGAAAAAGGGGCAAGGUGAUCUGAAAAGUAAGAGCUUCCCACAACUCCAAAUCAUCAGGGCAUCAUGCAGUCAGACGAUCUCUUCAUCCGCAAGUUCCGCAGGCAGAGUCCCCGCCCGCCCCUAGCGAGAGUGAGCUUUGACCCCAAGCAGGAUGGCGGUAGUGUGCGGACACGAGUCGUGGCCGAAUGGCCCCCCAGGAGAGAGCCAGAGGGAACAAACUGUGACAGUGUCACACCCAACCCAGCUGCACUGAAUCUGAGGACAGUUGGUCGUGGACACAUAAUGCAGCGCAGCAACAGUGAUGUCACCCUUGGUGAUUUGGAUUCAACGGGGCAGGUCGGGAGGAAGUCGCUCCGGGCAGGUGGGGACAAAACUCUGACUGCGGGGCAGGGGGAGUACCUCCACCGAGAAUACGGCAGCCUCUCCUCGUUGGAGCGACAGACACAGUGCGUAGGUCCUGGUGCCGAAGAACAAGGCGCUCUCAGUCCCAAUGCCUUGCGCUUCAGAGAUCCGUUUCUUCUUUUGGGGCUGCAAGAGGCACCUCCCGAGGUGGACGGCUUGUAUCAAGCAAACUGUUCUCCAGCAGUAGACACUUCAAAACCAGUCAAGCCCCCGAAACCAGAGGGGCUCGGUAAAAAGGCCAAAUCUUCCCCUCCGCACGCCACUCAGUUUCCCUGUGAACAAGUCCCAGGCGGUGCUUGGGUGCGCAAUUUUGCACACUAUGACGUACAGAGUAUCCUCUUCGACCUGACGGAGGCUGCCACUAAUCGGGACAGCAUUGGGCGCAAGAAGAACAUCACAUCUGGUGCGUCAGCUGCCUCUCAACUUCGUCCGCUCUCUCAAUCCACACCUUCCUCAGUUUCUCAGGGUGGAGGGAGUGGCACGGGAAGUGGGAUUAGUUCGGAAGAUGUAGAACAGUCUUUGCUGGAUGAAGGAGAUGGGAAUGAUAAUGAUCUCCUGCUCAGCUGUCCUCACUUUCGGAAUGAGAUGGGUGGCGAGGAGAGCGUGGGCCUUGGCCUGCACAGCAGGUGCAGGUGGAGGAGUCUUCAAACCCCCAAUGAUGCUGUUUCAGUAUUAGAGGAGCCCAGGGAGAGCCACGUCCAGCCCCAGGGGAAAAGUAACUACUUCAUAGAGCAUGCAGACCUUGGGGCUCGUUACUAUCACAAGUACUUUUACAUGAAAGACCAUCAGAAUUUCUUUGGCAUCGACGAUCGUUUGGGGCCAGUGGCUGUCAGUUUUCGUAGGGAGGAAAAAGAGGGAUCAAGUGGGGCCCAGUACAACUACAGAAUCAUUUUCAGGACCACUGAACUGAAGACCUUGAGAGGUUCAAUCCUGGAGGAGUCUGUUCCCUCCGCAGCACGUCACACCACGCCACGUGGCCUUUCACCCAAGAGACUGCUGGAGUUUAUUUUGCCUGAUCUCAACCUACAUUGCCUCAGACUGGCCUCCAAUUCCCCUAAAGUCAGAGACACACUCCUUAAACUGGAUGAGCAGGGGUUGAAUUUCCAGCGUAAGGUGGGGGUUAUGUACUGCAGAGCAGGACAGAGUACUGAAGAGGACAUGUAUAACAAUGAGAGUGCUGGCCCAGUGUUUGAUGAGUUUCUGGACCUUCUUGGAGACAGAGUGCGACUCAAGGCCUGGGAGAAAUACAGAGCUCAACUAGACACCAAAACUGACUCCACAGGAACACACUCACUGUAUACUCGCUACCAGGAUUACGAGAUCAUGUUCCAUGUCUCCACCAUGCUUCCAUACACAUCCAACAAUACACAACAGUUACUGAGGAAGAGGCACAUAGGGAAUGAUAUUAUCACAAUAGUCUUCCAAGAGCCAGGUGCUUUACCCUUCACCCCCAAAGCCAUCCGUUCUCACUUUCAGCACGUGUUCAUCAUUGUCCAAGUACACGAGCCCUGCACCGAGAACACCUAUUACAGAGUUGCUGUAACUCGUUCCAAGGAUAUCCCGCUCUUUGGUCCUUUCUUCCCUAAAGGUGCGCGCUUCCCCCGUUCUCCUGCCUUCCGAGACUUUCUCCUUGCCAAAGCCAUUAAUGCAGAGAACGCAGCUGAGAAAGCGGAAAAAUUUCGUUCUAUGGCCACACGCACACGGCAAGAGUACCUGAAAGACCUAGCGGAAAACUACGUCACCACAACACCCAUUGAUUCUUCCACCAAAUUCCCGCUGCUUUCACUGGGCGGGAAGCGCAAAGAGAAGUUUAAGGGAGCUAAAGGCGCAGAGCUUCAUAGCGCAGGCGCUUUAGUGUGGGCCGUCACGGUCGUUCAGGACGGUGAGAGCAACGGUCUUAGCCUGUCCUGCCUGCUCGGCGUGUCAGCGGAGUCAGUCGUGCUCAUAGAGCGAUCCACUAGAACGGUCGUGUUCAAUUGCAGCUGCCGUGAUGUCAUCGGCUGGAAGGCUGUGACUGAGACUGGAGCUCAGGGUGGCCUUUGCCUGGAUAUCUUCUACGAGAGAGGCGAGGCAGUGACCAUGACAAUGUUGGACAGCCAAGUUGAGGAUUUUAAGGAGAUUGUCCAGAGGCUGGAGCUGGUAACACGAGGCUGUGAGGCGCGUGAGAUCACACCCCUGCGGGACGGAGUAGGUCAGCCCGGCUUCCUGAUGAGCGAGGAAGGCUUUGUAACUGAUCUGCAGAGGUUUGGAUAUGCAGAGAGCGGUGGGCUGCAGUUGUGGGCUCGUGUUGUUCGUCUCUGUGGCCAGGUCCUGGUGCACCUCAGCCAGGAAGAGAGGAGCCGACUCCUCCGCACGGCACAGAAGAUCCACAUCACAGUCAUUCCUCCAGACGAGAACGGGAAACCACGCAGGAGUUUCUCUGAGCUUUACCAGAAAGCCAUCCAGGACGCAGAAAGCAAAUCCGGAGAAGGACGAUCGGGCGAAGCCUGGGUUCUGCAUGAUGACGACGUUGAAGGUGAUGGUGAUGAUGAUGAUGAAGGGGAGGAAGAAGAGAUGAAGGAGAAUGAAAAUAAGAUGGAUGACAGUGAAACUCCAAAGCAGGAUCUACUUGGAGAGCAGAUGGUAUUUCCCGAGCCCAUGGAUACAGAUUCGCUCCUCUCCCCACCCAGCUUGCCCCUCUUGCGGGCAACUUCCCUGCAGGACAGCAUGAAGAGUCAGACCCCAGAUAUCACCCCUGUCUCUCUCACACGAAGCUACUCAUUAGAAGGACACCCUCCAUGCCAGGACAUCCUUGAAGGACAUGUGUAUGAUAAUGUGGGGCUGAAAGGAAACAGGCACAUCUAUGAAAACCCUGGAGAGCUUAGGGACGAGACCCCUGACCUUAUACUGGCAGUCAAACCUAAAGUGCCUCCAGAGCUAGUGGAAGAGUUUGGGCCUGAUCAGGGGACUGAGGAGCUGCCAUCGGUCAGUGAUGUGACCAUGAGAUCUGCCUGCAUGGAAAGUGCAGAAAGAAACUCCAGAGCUCUGAGCCUCCAUAACUCCAUCACUAAGA